Limanda limanda (common dab) is the source of this 1638-nucleotide messenger RNA. RefSeq names its product mucin 13b, cell surface associated (gene muc13b). The transcript has 13 exons. Gene Ontology annotation, biological process: cell-cell junction assembly. Bases 1 to 1638 code for a protein of 545 amino acids. The record is from RefSeq and is a predicted model, not a curated record. NCBI's taxonomy places the organism in Eukaryota, Metazoa, Chordata, Actinopteri, Pleuronectiformes, Pleuronectidae.
AUGGCUGGAAAAUACAACUUGUUUUUGGUUCUGUGGUUCGUCGUGGCCUGUCUUGUGAAAGAUAUUCCAACCAAAAGGUCCAACAACAACUACAGGUGCUGUAACUUUGACGCCUGUAACAGUGCCAACAACAACUACAGGUGCUGUAACUUCAACGCCUGUAGUAGGUCCAACAACAAUUACAGGUGCUGUAACUUCAACGCCUGUAACAGUGCCAACAACAACUACAGGUGCUGUAACUUCAACGCCUGUAGUAGGUCCAACAACAACUACAGGUGCUGUAACUUCAACGCCUGUAACAGUGACAACAACAACUGCUGGUGCUGUAAAUCCAACGACUGGAACAGAGACAGCACCAACUGCAACAGCACCAGGUUCAACGUCAGUAGCUCCAACAACAGCACCAGGUUUGAUCCUUGUCAACCGAACCCAUGCGGCCGGGGAAGCACCUGUGCAGUCCGUUUCAAUCAAACCUUUGUCUGCUUGUGCUUGCCGGGUGAUCACUACAAUGAUGGUAGCAAAGUUUGUGUGAAAGCCAAAGUUUUCCCUGGACAACUUUCCCUGCCGAAAUUAACCUAUAAUGAAAAAAUGGAAAACAAGCAAUCACCAGAAUUUAAAGAAGCUGCACAAAAUAUUACUACUACGCUUACACCUUUAUAUAACAUAACUGAUGGGUUCUCUGAUGUUACAGUGCUCUCACUCCAGAAACUUGCACAGAGCAGAGUUGGAUCAGUGAGAAUGGAAGGGGUCACUGCAUCAAUAGAAAUCAUCUUCAGCGAGAGUUCUACCAUCACAACAAGUGAGGUUACAAGUGUGAUGGAAGAAGCUGCCGCUAACUGUUCGAAUUGCCUACUGGGAGGUGCAACUUUCAACGAGACCGAUAACUGCGCUGCUAAACCCUGUGAUGAGGUGACUACCACUUGCUCUUCAGGAAAUGGAACCUUUGUUUGUAGCUGUAAGGAAACCUACAUCAACACGACUUUCAGCGACAGACUGUGCAUCGCUUGUCCCAGUGGGCAGGAAGCAGUGAAUUCAAGCUCUUGUAAACCAUGCAAACCUGGUUUUUCUGGUUUGAACUGCCUUGAAGACUGGAAGCAGACACUGAUUAUUGUUGGCUCCGUGCUCGGGGGCCUGCUGCUCAUCACACUCAUCCUUCUAAUCAUACUGGCAGUGAGAUCCUCCAAGAAGAGCAGCAAGAAAAGCAAACAUGAAGACAUCGGGAAACCCUAUGUCAGUCACUUUACUGCCAAGGCACCACUGGCUAACGGUAACGGCAGCUACGCUAACAGCCAGAUACCCUCAUAUCAUGGGUCAGGCUAUGAAGGUGCUGGGGUGCCCAAGAUCCCACGUGCAACAGCCAACAACAACUGGGAACGCAGGUCCAAUAUGGAGAUGACUCCUAGCAACAGCCGGCAAAACCUGGUCCCUAUGGGCAGUAACUCGCGGCUCUACGACGACGAUGAUGACAUGAACUCAUACACUCGACCCGAGAGCAACCACUAUGCAUCUGCACCUGCACGUCCACAGAGCAACCUGUACGCCCAGAGUCGACCUCAGAGCAACCCGUACGCCCAGAGUCGACCUCAGAGCAACCCGUACGCUGCGAAGCAGGGCCAGAACAAUCCUUACUACCAGUAA